GGAGUGGGAGUCCAGGCCGGAGAGGACAAUGCACAUUUACCCUGCGACGCACGUGUGCGAUGCACUUUGCCUCUGUGGCUCACCCCCGUUAGCAGACGUGACUGCUGCCCCCUUUUGCUGAGGAGAGAAGAACUGAGGCUUGGAAGGGACAGGGUGCUGAGGCUCCUCUGCUGGGACGUCCCCUCUCACGGGAUUGGGGAGCAGCAGGAAAACCCCAUCCAUCUGCCACAGAGCCUCAGCCAGUGACAGCUGCUUCCCGGACGGAGGGCGGCCCCUGCAGCCAGCAGGAAAGCCAGCCCCACAGCAGCCUCCUCGCAGCUCCCCAGCUGCCCAGACCGGACAGGCGCUCCAGCACCGGGGAUUCGCACAAGGGACGCUCAGCCCUGAAACCCCACAACCGCUUCUCUGCUCUGGAGGCAAAGCCGGCAGCAGAGUGUUUGCUGGUCCUGAUGACAGCCGAAGCCAGCUCGGGGCCCCACCCCUCGGAGGUGGUCACACCGACUGCCCCAGCUAGCGACUUCACGGAGAUCCACAACUGGACGGAGAUGCUCGACUUCCUCAACGCCACCCUCUCCGAGUGCCACCUGAACCUCAACGAGAACACCAAGCGAGCGGUGCUGUUUGUGGUCUACCUGGCCAUCUUCGUGGUGGGACUGGUGGAGAACCUGCUGGUGAUCUGCGUCAACUGGCGACGUGCGGGCCGCAUGGGGCUGCUCAACCUGUACGUCCUCAACAUGGCCGUCGCGGACCUGGGCAUCAUCCUGUCGCUGCCCGUGUGGAUGCUGGAGGUCACCCUGGACUACACCUGGCUGUGGGGCAGCUUCGCGUGCCGCUUCACGCACUACUUCUACCUGGCCAACAUGUACAGCAGCAUCUUCUUCCUGGUGUGCCUCAGCGUGGACCGCUACGUCACCCUCACGCGUGCCUCGGCCUCCUGGCAGCGCCACCAGCACCGAGUGCGCCGGGCCGUGUGCGCGGGCGUCUGGGUCCUCGCGGCCGUUGCGCCGCUGCCCGAGGUGGUGCACAUUCAGCUGAUGGAGGGCUUGGAGCCCAUGUGCCUCUUUAUGGCACCUUUCGAAACGUACAACUCCUGGGGCCUGCUGGUGUCCCUGUCCACCACCAUCCUGGGCUUCGUGUUGCCCUUCCCUCUCAUCGCUGUCUUCAACGUGCUCACGGCCUGCAGGCUCCGGCGGCCGGGGCAGUCCGAGGGCCGGCGCCACAGCCUGCUGCUCUGUGCCUACAUAGCCGUCUUCACCAUCUGCUGGCUGCCCUACCACCUGGCCCUGCUGCUGCUCACCCUGUACGGGACCCACAUCUCCCUCCACUGCUACCUGGCCCACCUGCUCUACUUCUUCUAUGACAUCAUCGACUGCUUCUCCAUGCUGCACUGCGUUGCCAACCCCAUCCUUUACAACUUCCUCAGCCCCAGCUUCCGGGGCCGGCUGGUGAGCGCUGUGGUCCAUUACCUGCCCAAGGACCAGGCGCGUGCAGGCGGCCGGGGCUCCUCCGCCUCCUCCACGCAGCAUUCCAUCGUCAUCCUCAAGGAGGGCAGCCCGCCCUCUGCUGCAGGCCCCGGGCCGCACCAGGGCCCCAACUGCCAGGCGCCCUCUUUGCCUCCAAAUACCUCACCCGUCUCCACGCCCCAACCUCCCACGCCCAGCGGAGGUGGGCCACAGGCACCUCGUGAGUGAAGGGAAGGCGGGAGGGCCAGGGGAGAGAUUCCUGGGGCGUGAGCAUCUGAGCGCCUGCGGGCCAUGUUGAGUAGCUCUCAAAAUGCUGAGGUGGUUCGAGGGAGAGGCGGCGGGGGUGGGGACAGAGAACAGGUCCUUGUAUCCAAGGGGCCACGCAGGAAAAAAACCAAAGGUGAAAUAAAGCGUAGAGGCAGCUCUGUCUCCGAUGUCUGAUCACCCCAUGCUUCCAGCUGCAAUUGGGAAGGGAGCUGGCAGAAGCAAGGGGACCCCCCGUUUCACAAAUCACCCCCGGGGGCUGGAAAGAGGGGGCGCCGCAGGAACCUCACAAAAUGUCCCUUGUGUGUUUGCCUGUUCCACUUCCAGCUCACCGUGGGGACAAGAGGCCAGAGGCCAGGGAACCAGGAGGCCCCGGCAGGGUGGCCCCUGGCCGUGCAUCCUCAGGGCUGUGAUAAGUCAGGGGCUGGGAGGAUGGGGACAAGGCCAGGGCCAGACACAGGCACCCUGCAGCUGGGUCAGCAGGAUGGUCUGUCUCUCCACCCUCAGCCAGCCAGGAAACAGGGGCUCUAUUUCCUGGCCGUGGCUCCCCUCCCCCUUGUCCAUCCUUCUCCCCCUCCCCCAAAGCAAGAGGGGCUGUCCCCGAGUCAGUGUUCCUCGAAGCUGAGAGAUGUACUCCCAGCUUUGGAUCCAGGAUGCUCUGAGGCUUCCAGGGAGACCCGGAGCUAUCAGAACCGCCCGCCCCACCCUCAUCUCUCCUUUUCCCUCCGGAUCACGGGGCACCCAUGCUGGGAGCAGG
Lepus europaeus (European hare) is the source of this 2484-nucleotide messenger RNA. RefSeq names its product G protein-coupled receptor 182 (gene ACKR5). The coding region runs from base 450 to 1691 and encodes 413 amino acids. Gene Ontology annotation, molecular function: G protein-coupled receptor activity. Gene Ontology annotation, biological process: G protein-coupled receptor signaling pathway. Gene Ontology annotation, cellular component: membrane. Lineage: Eukaryota; Metazoa; Chordata; Mammalia; Lagomorpha; Leporidae. The transcript has 3 exons. The record is from RefSeq and is a predicted model, not a curated record.